Molecule: messenger RNA, 747 nt
Organism: Anoplophora glabripennis (Asian longhorned beetle)
Lineage: Eukaryota; Metazoa; Arthropoda; Insecta; Coleoptera; Cerambycidae
Exons: 3
Coding region: 1-747 (248 amino acids)
Biological process (GO): sensory perception of taste
Cellular component (GO): axon; dendrite; membrane
Source: RefSeq, a predicted model, not a curated record
AUGGCAAUUGUAAUUCUAGAAUUCUUAACAAAGUCUACUGCAAUUCUAACAAACACCGUUUCCAUUUCACGUACCCAUUUUUGCAACAAGAAAAAGUUUUUGAGACUGCAAACCGAGUUGACUAAAGUGUCCGAGAUUUGCAGUGAGGAUAAUUCCAUGCCGAUAAAGUUUGCAUUUUUACACCUGGUGAUGAUUUUGGCAAUGGUGGUGGAAGUGUGCUAUAAAGAUAUAGCAAAGGUCAAUUCACUGUGGAACGAAGUCUACGGAAUUGAAAUGUUUUUCAUAUUCUUGUCUAUGAAUAUUAAUUUACUUAAAGCACUACACACAUGCAUGGAAUUCGGGAUGAUGACUGAAGAAAUGACCGUGGUCAGGUUGUUUGUAAUGGUGAUAUUCUUUUGCCACUCUGUACUGCUUCUGGUUUUAGAUAUUAUAAUGGUCUCUUCUUGUGCAAAGAUCAUCGAGCAGCUGAAAGAAUCCUCCCUUCUUUGCUUCGAAUUGCUACUGAAACUACCUUUUCAGUUGAACUCUUCAGAAUAUGAAGACGUCUACAAUGAUGUGCUGCUUCUAGAACUCCUGGUCAAUCAGCCAGUGCAAUUUUCUGCUUAUGGGUUUUUCACAGUCGACUACUCCCUGCUUUUCAGCAUAAUGGGUGGCUUAACUUCGUACCUUAUAGUCAGUAUUGGGUACGACAAGACAUUUCUUCGUAGUAGACGUGCUGAGAACUCAAAAAGUCUUUUAGAGAUGUAA